GGGAGGAGACUUGGCAGUCGGCUUUGAAAGUGGUUCAGUGAUUUCAGUCAGUGUGAGUGUGUCUUCCUACCACCGGCUUAUCCGCACCUUGACUCCGGCACCGGCAGCACCUGUCAACUACUUAAACCAUGAAGUUCUGGACAUCAGAGCACAUAUUCAACCAUCCUUGGGAGACAGUGACCAAGGCUGCCAUGCAGAAGUACCCCAACCCCAUGAACCCCAGUGUGAUCGGAGUGGAUGUUUUGGACAGGAGCAUCGACAAACAGGGACGCCUGCACAGUCAGAGGCUGCUCAGCACAGAGUGGGGUCUCCCAUCCAUAGUGAAAUCUAUCAUUGGUAACUCACGAACAUACACCUAUGUUCAGGAACACUCUGUUGUGGAUCCCAAAGAGAAGACUUUUGAGCUUCAGUCCUCAAAUAUCACUUUCACUAACAUGGUGUCUGUGGAUGAAAAGUUGACAUACAAGCCACAUCCUGAGGACCAGAACAAAACAAUACUGACCCAGGAGGCGAUCAUAUCUGUGAAAGGAGUCAGUCUCAGCAGUUACUUGGAGGGGGUUAUGGCAAGCACCAUCUCUUCUAACGCUGGAAAGGGCCGUGAAGCCAUGGAGUGGGUGAUCAGGCGACUGAAUGCAGAAAUCGAGGAGCUGGCAGCUACAGCACGCGGGACCAUACGUGCCCCCAUGGCUGCUGCGGUCACUGAGAAAUGACACCCGCCUCUGUUUUCCUGCAGCGUUUGAGAGACAACUGCACGCCAGCACAACCAGCCUCCCUUUAUGAUGCUCUGAUGCUGUUUUGGUGCUCUGGAUCUCCUACACUUUACUAUCUACAUUAGAUAUAUUUUAAACAGCAGCCUGCAACAUAAAGGGACUCUGUGCAGAUGUGCUGCCUGUCAAGACUGCCGUGACGAUGAGAGACUAGGGGACAAGUUUAAACACCACUGUUAUCUGUGGGUUUGGAGACACAUAGCACAGAGGUAACAGAAACAACACAAGAAAAGUGCCAAAGCAGACACGCUGCUUUCUGUCCAGCACCUUUGCCAGCUGCAUUUUCAUCUGGCUGAAUACCUCAGAAGUCUCCUCUGGCAUUAACUCUGAUUUUACAGCAACAGAGUUGUUAGGAAAAACAGUUACGGUGAGAUGUAGAAGUGACUGUGAGGAAUACUCCUGUUGAGAUACGAGGCAGGAAACAAUGCCGUGUUGAGGCGGGAGUCGAGUGGAAUGAAUGUCAAGGGUAUGUGGAAGUGGUUUCGGGUGUCAGAGAGUAAAUGGUUUGGUUAACGCAGCCAUCAACAGUGACACGUCAGUGAAAUGUUUCAGCGUCGGGUUCAUUUGUGUUAGAGAGCCAUCUCAAUCAACGUUUUCUUGCGGGACCUCAUCAGCAACAAGACACUGCACCAGGCGACGUACGUAAGCCUGGAUACAAAAUGAAUGUUGUUAUGUGAUAACUAAUAUUAUUAUGAAGGUAUUUAUGUGAACUGAAGGGAUCAAGGUGUUUGUCAUAUUUAUGUUUCUGAAGUGAUGUGGAAGACUUUCUCAAAUGCUGCGAUAGUAUACGUCAGUGGUUCUCAACCUUUUGAGUUUCAAGGACCCCUAAAAUGACACAUUAAGUUAAGAUGUCGCUUAAGGGACCUCCAUCUGAUGAGAGUUGGUUGUUAUCAAACCAUUAUAUGGCUGUUAUUAGUGGUGCUAAGUCAGAGAUAUGGGUAAGUAGGGGCCUAUCACACCAUUAGUUUGAGGAGGCCAUUUUCAGGCCAGGAAAAAUGACACUCUCUGCCAGAAGUGGACUGGCACAGGACUUUCACCCAGGAGACUGGGGUUCGACUCCCAUGUGAAACCAAUAUUUACACCCAACGGUGAUAUUUUUCUAAACCUAACCACAUUUUCCACGGUCAUUGAAUGGGCUCAUAAUUGUCUUCGCAACCUCCAAUUAGGUGUAGCAGGCCCCUACUGAUCCAUAUCUAUGAGGCUUAUAACCACAGAUAAUGGCCAUUUAAUGGGCAGGUAACAUCCCAGUCAGGUACCAGACAGUCACUCUUGCACAGUGAAUUAAAUAGUGAAAAUAAACGUAGGAGAAUGAGAUACUGGUGUGCUCGAGGACUGUCUUUAUCAUAGGAAACUCAGGAAAAAAUGCAGUUGCUCUUGAAGAAAUGGUCAGCACAUGGGAAGAGAAAAUGAACUUCAGGCACUCGUGUGGAGCAGAAACAGAUGUAUUUGAAUUAAGUUAAAAGGCUGUUUACCUUUAAAACACUGAUUGGCUUCAACCCUAAGGUCUUCAUAAGGGUUUUUGCACCCUGAUGAGACCUUUAUGUCGACACCAUUCAUAUUAGUGAUUGCCUGAAGUGAAUAAACUUCCUAAUUCUUGUUCUGACCCCCUGGAAUCCUCUCAAGGACUUCUUGGAGGUCACUGGACCCCUGGUUGAGAACCACUGGUAUCACUGUUAGGAAUCAGUCCUACGUGCGUAGACUGAACAUUGUCAGUAACACACUGUACCUGAACAUGUUUGCUAAACUCAAACUGUUUUAUCAAUACACACAAAAGACUACUGUUCCUCAGUUAUAACACAGACUUCUCAGCAUGUCCUCUCAGUGUGAAGGCUGAGACCUUUGCAUUUACUUUUUUUGCACUUACAAAAUAAUAAUUUUAACAAAGAAAAGCUGCUAAACACGCUGAUUAUCUGUGAAUAUUUUGGUAUCCCUGAGAGUCAGUUUGAAUUUGAGAACAUCUUUCUUUGUGUAACUGACAGCAGUGUGGUGAUGGUGAGAGAUUUAGUUUCUUUAAAAUAUAUAUUUUUUACCAGUAACAAGAAUAUUUAUUUAGACAAACAGUUUGGUUCGAAGUAGUGCGUUGCAACUUGGGUUGAACGCUGAGAAUUGUGAUAUUACAUGCUUAGUUAGGAACUGUAGUUUGUACAUUUUGUCUGGGUGCCUCUGAAAAGAAACGGUGUCACCAGCUGCAGAAUGUGGCAAUAAAAUAAAAUAUUUUUAACCUGUUUAAUAAAAGA
Epinephelus moara (kelp grouper) is the source of this 3004-nucleotide messenger RNA. It is a transcript of the gene prelid3b, whose product is annotated as PRELI domain containing 3. Bases 129 to 710 code for a protein of 193 amino acids. The transcript has 6 exons. Gene Ontology annotation, biological process: phospholipid transport. Gene Ontology annotation, molecular function: phosphatidic acid transfer activity. The record is from RefSeq and is a predicted model, not a curated record. Gene Ontology annotation, cellular component: mitochondrial intermembrane space. Lineage: Eukaryota; Metazoa; Chordata; Actinopteri; Perciformes; Serranidae.